AUGGACAUUUAUUGGCAGGUUCUCCGAAUUUGGUUGGUGACCCAGAAUCUCUCGUUUAUAAUAGCUGGAUGCACAGUAAUUGCAUUACUGUUCUAUCCAGAGUUGAAGUCGACAAAUUUCACAGCGUUCAUCUUACUUGUGAUAUUAACCAACCUCUCUGGAGCUGUUGGGGUGCUUUCCACUCUUGCCGGCACCAUCCUAAUUGAAAGAGAAUGGGUGGUGGUGAUAUCAGAAGGCCAUCCACCUGGUGUUCUAACGAGGAUUAAUUCGAUUAUUAGACGAAUUGAUUUAACCUGCAAGCUUCUUGCUCCUGUUAUUAGUGGCCUCAUCAUGAGCUUUGUAUCUGUUAAAGCCUCUGCUAUGACUUUAGCAAUCUGGAACACUAUAGCAGUGUGGCUAGAAUAUUGGCUUUUCACAUCUGUACAUAAUGGCAUUCCAGCUUUAGCUGAAAGUAGCCAAAGGAGGAUUUCAAGACUUUCACGAAGUGAUAUGGAAGAGAUCACGUCUAUUUCUCCAGAAAGAGAGGGCUUGAUUUCUCCAGGAGGCGAAAAUUCGGUUUCGGUGGAUUUGGGAUGGAGAAGGAGAUUAACUCAGAGCUUUUCAAAGGUUCCUUUUGUCGGUGCCUGGCUUGUGUAUUUACAGCAAGAUGUUCUGCUCCCUGGUGCAGCUCUGGCCUUGUUAUAUUUCACAGUGCUUAGCUUUGGCACCUUGAUGACAGCUGCCUUGGAAUGGGAAGGUAUACCUGCAUAUGUGAUCGGAAUAGCCCGUGGAAUAAGCGCUAUGAUUGGAAUAGCCGCGACGGUUGUGUACCCAAUCUUACAAUCUCGUAUUUCAACUCUCAGAACAGGACUCUGGUCAAUCUGGUCUCAGUGGACCUGCCUUCUAGUGUGCAUUGCUUCAAUAUGGGUCCAAAAUCAUCUUUUCUCAGCAUACAUGCUGAUGGCUGGAGUAGCUAUCUCUAGGCUUGGCUUAUGGAUGUUUGACUUAUCUGUAAUCCAACAAAUGCAGGAUCAAGUUCCCGAGCAUAAUCGUCUGGUUGUGGGAGGUGUUCAGAAUUCUCUUCAGUCUUUUAUGGACUUGUUGGGUUAUGUUAUGGGCAUAAUCAUCUCCAACCCUCGGGAUUUCUGGGAGUUGAUCAUAUUGUCCUUUUCAGCAGUAACAGUUGCUGCAUUGCUUUACAGCAUACAUCUAUAUCGAGUUAGAAAGCACCUUUUUCACUUUGAGAAGUUGUUCAUGUUGGUGAAAUGGGAGAUCAUGUCACCUUCGCAUCAAAAUUUACUGGAACCAAAUAUUCCCAGGUAGGAUUCAUCCCUACAGCCUGCCGCUCUGACGCCAAGUUACUGAGAUUCCUCAAAGAUUAGGCCCCGGAAUAACUUAACAAAUACUUUGGUCUUCUGGGUGGGGAUAUUAUCCUCCUUUUGUUGCUAGGAACAGCAGGGCAAUUUAUUAAAUUUUGAGCAGUGGAAAAUAAAUAAAUAAUAGGAGGACAACAGAGCAUAUUGUGGUUCGACCAUGGUGACCUACUAACAUAAAUCUGUAAUAAUGAUUAAUAAAUAAAUAAAUUCAAUUUUUAUAUAUA
Populus euphratica (Euphrates poplar) is the source of this 1579-nucleotide messenger RNA. Its product is annotated as solute carrier family 40 member 2-like. Gene Ontology annotation, cellular component: membrane. The record is from RefSeq and is a predicted model, not a curated record. Gene Ontology annotation, biological process: iron ion transmembrane transport. NCBI's taxonomy places the organism in Eukaryota, Viridiplantae, Streptophyta, Magnoliopsida, Malpighiales, Salicaceae. The transcript has 6 exons. Gene Ontology annotation, molecular function: iron ion transmembrane transporter activity. The coding region runs from base 1 to 1302 and encodes 433 amino acids.